Botrytis sinoallii is the source of this 4947-nucleotide messenger RNA. RefSeq lists its product as uncharacterized. Lineage: Eukaryota; Fungi; Ascomycota; Leotiomycetes; Helotiales; Sclerotiniaceae. Gene Ontology annotation, biological process: protein desumoylation. The coding region runs from base 1 to 4947 and encodes 1648 amino acids. Gene Ontology annotation, molecular function: SUMO-specific endopeptidase activity. Gene Ontology annotation, cellular component: cytoplasm; nucleus. The transcript has 7 exons. The record is from RefSeq and is a predicted model, not a curated record.
AUGGAUUCCAUUCUCAGGCCGCUGGUAUGGAGGAAAUUCCAGGAUGGUAACAGAUCAAGAAGUUCUGAAGAAUCAAACAACAGCACCAUCUCAACUCCAAGCUCAGACGCGGAUGAAAUAGAUGGUAUUCUUGAACAUUACGAAGCACCACCCUCGAAGAACAAGGCGUUAAAUCUUGUGGUCAUGGAUGGUUCGGAAUCUGAUGACGCCGAAGUAACUUCAAAAACAAAAUCAACCACUCAGAAGCGAGCCUUGAUUAUUACCAGAACCUCGAUAAAUCAUGAGGAUAUUCAACCUCUCGAAACAACCGCAAAAGUCUUCACUACCAACAACAACACCCACCGGGCACGUCAGCAACAUUGUAUCUUUGAAAAGCGUAACAGUGAAGGAGUGCAAAUAUCACUUGCGAGAUCAUCAUUCAUCGAUGCUAUUGAAUCUAUCAGCUCGAAAUCAACGGUUUCAAAAAUCCAUCACCCCCGAAUGAAUCUUCAACAUAUUUCCGAGACAGAUGGACACUAUGAAGUUGGGAUAGACAAAGGGUUUCAGCAAAAAAGCUUGGAGUCAAAAUUGGUAUCAAAUACUUCCAUCUCCCAUAUAGAUGACUUGGAAGAGCCAGAGACAAUUAACAUCCACUUCCAAAAAGUUUCCAAUCUUGCGAACAUCGAAAUAUGUAAUGUAAAUAACGAGAAGCCGGUAUUUCAACACAUCAAUGAUUUUGAUGGCCUAGACGAUCACAGUCCAAUAACUUUGGUUGAUGAUGCGCCAAAGGAAGGAGAUACGGACUCAAGCAAGAUUGUGCAGCCGGUCAAGUGGGGGUUUGCAAAUCGCUACUGGAAAAAUACCAGCACACGAAUUUCUCCAACGGCCCAAUCUUCCAAAGCAUUCAAAGAGACCGGUGCAAAGAUGGCCAGACCUGCUUUACAUGGAGGCAAAAGACCUGUGAACAGGCUGGGAAAUGCACAAAAUACUCCUUCAUAUCCACACACCCGGCCAAUCGAGCCCUUCAAUCUUCAAUCUGAACGACCAAACAAGAAGCAAAAAACAGAGCAAGCACUUCUAAGCAAUGGGACAGGCGGCGGGCUAAAUCAGUUUGAGCAUGAAGCAAAUCAGGGUCAGGGACCUGUGAGCCAGAUACCUAUACAGAGUCAGUACAAUAGCUCGCCUCACCAAGAAAAUGUCAUUCGCUCAAAAGUGUCUUUUGAACCGUACACCGUAGCUGAAUACCAAGCGGUCAAUGACUUAGUGAAGCCGCGAAAGGAGAAGCGCAAGAGGCAUAAAGUUAACUCUGACCACCAUUCAGAAAGCCAGGGUCAUACUCACGGAAAUGCUGCUUUCAAAGCACAACAGACCACCAACGCUAAGAGACUUACAAACAAUUCACAUCUGGAGGACAUCAGAGACCCGAUAUCGAAUGAAGAAGAUGAGCUGCAGGCUCCACACUCUGCCUCGAAACCCUUUCCUCGUGUUGUAAUUCCGUCUAGUGGCAAUUCACACCUCGCAACCGCACACCAAGCUCCACGUUCGAGAGCAAGCGAGCUCCAUAAAUCGUCGUACGUCUCAAAUUCGCAACUCGAAAGGCGCAUUCCAUCCAAUUCUGUACAAAAGAGACGUGUAUUGGGAGAGAUGAAACUAGAGGACGGCAGUGAGGAUGAGCUCUCGCAAGGAAACCCACCCGAGGUACCGCAUGUAAAGCGGACCAAUAAAUCACGGCAGAACCCGGAAGUCAAUUACAACGAUGGUGAGGAUGAUAUCGACAUGGAAUCGAGCCGUGAUAGAAGGGGUGACAUGACGAAAUGGGGCAGUGAUAUAUCUGACGAUCAAAAGUUACAACAACGGGACCGCAUGGAAUCUUUCAGGGUGGAAAGCCUCUUCUCACCAACUCAUUAUUGGCUUCGGCCAGGUAAAAUGCAGAAGCAGCGCUUGGUUCUGGAUAAAUCUGAAGUGAUUAGACUUGUGAACGAUAAGGAGAUCAUUUUAGAUUUCUCUAUCAAAGCAAGUGCUAUCAAAUACCUAACGAUUGGACGCGAGUCUUGUAAAUUGGUCAUCCGAAAACCUCAAGGAUCUGGUCUCAUGAAAGACGCCGAUAUACUCAUAGAAUUUUCCGGACUUUUGGAGAUUCGAAAUUUCCUCGAGUCGAUGAAGCUAUUCCUAAAAGAUGAUGAAUUUAAAUGGGUGGAAAAUUCUGAAAUCGAUCAAAGGUUUCAUCGUACCCGCGAGACCCUCGAAAAGAGGAAUGACCAAGCAGCCAACAAACGAAGCAGAGCCGAAAGCCUGCCCGAAGACGUUCAACUUUUGUUGUCAAAUCAAGACAGACGAACGGCACAGCGAACCCAAUUGCUUGGGCAUGACGAUCAGCAAGCACAACAUUACAAUCUCUCAAGAGCAAAGAGGCAAAAAAUUCAUGAAAAGAUGCAGAUGCCGCCCUCGCAACAAAAUAAGAAUGAUAGUUCCGAUCCAAUUGAACCCGCCGAGUUUUAUUCAUCAUCGAGCAAAACCAAUGGAACGCGUGCUUCAUUACGAAGCGCUGAGAGACCCAAGUCAUACAAACCGACCUCUGAGGCAAGAAGUCCCAGCCCAGAACGUUGGUCAGAGGUCAAUAGGGACUGGGAAAAGAAUUGGGAGAAAUCUGUGGUAUAUCCUAAGAGCGGUAAGAAGACCGCAACCGUUGAUAAGCAAGAUAUCUACAGGCUUGACAAUGGAGAGUUUUUGAACGAUAAUCUCAUUAUGUUCUAUCUCCUCUGGCUCGAGCAGCAAUAUCCCGAGCUGGCUACUCGUGUUUAUGUCCAUAACACGUUUUUUUACGCAAGUUUAACCAAGGCUGCAAAGGGCAAGAAGGGGAUCAAUUAUGAGGCUGUUGAGAGAUGGACAGCGAAAGUGGAUCUUCUGUCUUAUGAUUAUAUCAUUGUUCCCGUCAAUGAGAACACUCAUUGGUAUGUGGCGAUCAUAUGCAACGCACCCAGACUUCUCAACCUGGAGAUCAAGCAGUCGCCACAACCUAUCGAAAAUGGUGUGCAAUCUGAACAGGAUAGAGAAAUGGAGUCUCGUAGCGCAAGCAAGCUCACUACACCCUCUAAAUCACCACAGUCUACCCCCAUGAGAUCUGUGAGUGAUAAGGAUGAGACUGGUGUCCACGAUAGCUUUGGAGAGUUGUCAUUGGCACAUAGUAAGGAAACCGAAACUCCGAUCGAUUUCGAACCUGCAAGAAGUUUCCCACCCAGUAACCACGGAUUGCCACCUGCUCCAUUGGAAACGGAUCCGGACGAUACUGCCAUAGAAAAGUCUGCCACAAAUGUGAUUGAUCUAGCACAAUCGAGCUCGCCACCGGCAAAGUCAAACUCCGUGGCAAAGGGCAAAAGAAUUCCUCCAAUUCGCACAUAUGACCCAAAGCAGCCUAGAAUUAUCACUCUUGAUUCACUCGCUUUGAAACACUCCAAUACUUGUAGCAAUCUAAAAGAUUACAUGGUCGCCGAAAUUAAAGCGAAGAAAAGCAUGUCAAUCACACCCCCUAAACCCAUUGGUAUGGCGGCAAAAACACAGGACAAAGACAGUGCCACAGGAAGAUAUUUAGGCAAAGGUCUUCCUGUUCAAGGCAAUUUUUGUGAUUGUGGCGUGUACCUGCUAAGCUACAUUGAGGAAUUCUUCGAACGCCCUGAUAGUUUUAUAGAAGAUAUCAUGGAGAACAAGUACGAAGUCGAUGGCGAUCGGAAUGAUGCACCUGCAUUUCGUACUAAGAUCCGCGACAUUCUCCUUGAACUUCAGAAGGAGCAAGUUCAAGAAGCAUAUGCAGCCAAAAUGAUCAGAACAGCGAAAAAGGCUAAAAAGGGGAAAGAUGUUCCAUUCAUGACUGCUAAGAAGACUGAUCUGUCAAAGCCGCAAACAGCGUCUAGCUCUGAGUCAAUCGUUGCUCAACAAAACUCCAUUGCUAACACCUCUACUCUCAAUGAACGUCAUGAUUAUGAAGAUACCUCGACAGAGGCGAAGGAUUCUCUAAAAUCGUUGCCAAAAGCCAAGGAGGUUAUCAAUAUCAGUGAUAGCCAGGGCACUCUUCAGGAAAACUCUCAAGAGGGCCCUGAAUCAAUAUCUGUUAAUGUUAUAGAUAAUAAGCCAAUUGAAGAGCGAUCUAAGUCGAGAGUUCGUGACAGAGAACCUCGCCAAACUGCUCAUACUGUGGCCAAUACUUCCAAGCCUGCUAUACACCUUGAGAUUCGUGAUUCCCAAGAAGAUGAAGAAACCACACAGGAAGGUGCGGAUCAACGAUUGUUAGCCCAAUACCCACGAAGGAAGCCCUCUGUCAUUGAUCUCGAGAAAGACGAGUCUCAUAAGGGCGAGGAACCGACUGAGCAAGAACCUCGAAGUGGUACAAGUUUGAUCGGCAAUGCUGUUAAUGCUGUUGGCAAUUUUUGCAAUUUGUUCAGCAAAUCGACGGGCCAGGCAGCCUUACAAGGCGAAGUUUCCGGACUUUUACCAGCGCACGAAUCCCGGGAGGAUGACUGUGUGCAAGGUCUAGAAAUUCCAUCGCGUUCUGGUAUGAAUUCACCUCGACAAUUGGAAAGUGAUGUAAAACCGAGACGAAAUGGAACAGUAUUACGUUCUCUAUCGCCAGAGCAGCGUGGCUCAAAUUUGGCAAAAUGGACAGGGUCAAAAUUCAAUGGGGACGUUAUGGAUCUGACUGGCGAUGACCCAAUGCUUUUGGAUGAGACUGAUGUUAGUUUCUCAAGGCUUCAACAAUUUCCGCCUUCCCCGCCAGUAGCUAGUUCGCGAAAACAUGAUCGUUCAAAAAUCAAAACACCUGACAUGACACAAUUCGGGCGACGAAAGACUAGCUCGGGAACAAAGGAGCCCUCAGAGCGCUUUCAGGAUUCUGUCAUGGAAGGAUUUGUAAACAAUAAAUCGUUGCUUAGGCGAGAUCCUAUGGAGGCGAAGAUGAUUUCUCAGAAUAAGCACUGA